AUGGCAGAGCCAUUGAAGCCCGAUCAAGUCAAGGCGGCUGAGCCAGCCUCCAAAGACUCGCCACCAGGUCCCACCUUUUCGGAUCUUGUCAAGAACCAGUCGAAAACACCACUAUCACUCAGCGAAUUCAUGGACUAUCUCAUUUACAUCGAGCACAACGCAGAGAAUCUGCAAUUCUUCCUGUGGUAUUCAGACUACGUUCAAAGAUGGAGCAGGCUCUCUAGGAGACAAAAGUCUGCAUCACCCCCGUGGAACACAGAUUGCGAGGAAGAGACGCAGGGUAUUCGCACCUCUCCUUUGGCUGCACACAAGAGAGCAAACAGCGAAAAGAUGGCCAAUAUACUGGCCAUUCUCGACAGAGUAUCGGAAAACGAGGAUGCCGAACCCCUUUCUCAUGAGAGCACCUCCGAGAUGGGCUUGUCAGGACGUGGCGAGAACAAAGAGUUUGUUACAUCAGCUCGAACCACUGAAUACUCAAAACAACCGUUUAGGGACGAGCUCGUUAAGGUUGCGAGCAACUAUAUUGAACAAGGCGCCCCACGGCAACUCAAAUUAUCCGAAGGGGAUCGGGCUUCGAUAAUCGAAGGCUUGCAGCAUACAACACACCCCACUGCUCUCCUGCCAGCGUUUACCAUGUCCAGCAACAUCCUCAGGGAGUUUUCCCAUCCGAGCUUCAUAAAAUGGAGCCUGUACAGAAACGCUAACAAGCCACGAAUCAACUUUACGCGCUCCAUGGCUGCGGUUCUCAUCGUUCUUGGCCUGGCAUUCGAAGUCAUACUUACCCUCUCGGGCCUCUUGACGUGCCUUCGUGCCCUCGGGAUACUGCUUCUGUGGCCCGGCAUCACCUGGCUUGCGGCGGCGGCAAAGGGGCUGUGCCUGGAACUGCACUUCCGAAGGCUACGACAACAGCGCCCAUGGGAGGUACAGAAACCUGAGCAAGAUGCCGAGCUAGAAAAGUCGGGAUCGCAGGAUUCCCCUGUUGAUAUGCACGACGCAACGAGCAAAGGGGCUUCUUCGUCGCCAUCACACUCCAGGUCCCCGAGUUAUCAAAAUUCUUGGUAUGGAUGGCCGGCCAAAAACGACAAUCUCAACCCCGAUACCACCGCCCCAGGUCGCCGGCCCAGCGUCACAGUGAGCAUCAGCGCCAGCGUGACUCACAGCGCACGCGCAGAACACGCUCUGGACACCCCGGUCUCGGUGGUUGGCUUCAGCACGGUGAUCACGGGAGGACACGACAGGAGUAGAGGCCACGCGUCGACUAUCAGCAGCGUCGAUCCGCCGUGGAAGCAGAGCAUGCAGUCCCUGGGCCCCAGCAACGACUAUUCACGCGAGGAGUGGUACAUGGACGAGGGCGGCGGACAGUCCCUGCUCCAGAGUGUCUUUGCUGCGACCGUGGCCACCCGCAACAGGGAUCUGCACCUCAUACAGGACCGGUUGGUCUUGCGAGCUGUACUGCUGGGUGGCCUUGUUUCUGCUCUCAUCACGUGCGGCUUCUUGUUUCUGCCCGGCGGGCAUCUCAUCUCCGGAGUUAGGAGCUAGAAGUUGAAAGCUAUUCUUGGGUGGGGGGUUUUUUUUUUGGCAGGGCUGUCUUUCUCUUUCCUUUGUUUGCUGGAUGAAACACUUUUUUUACUAUUCUUCUUCUUCUUCUCCCUCUCUCUUGUGACGACUCACAUGUUUUGUAUUGUAAACUUACCCCAGAAACAUGUGCCUUCGGAACCUGGAGGGAGCCUUUUUUUAAUUCUCUUUGUCCAGGGGUUUUUUUUUUUUUUUUUUUUUUUUUUUUUUUUUUUUUU
Pyricularia grisea is the source of this 1793-nucleotide messenger RNA. RefSeq lists its product as uncharacterized. Bases 1 to 1539 code for a protein of 512 amino acids. NCBI's taxonomy places the organism in Eukaryota, Fungi, Ascomycota, Sordariomycetes, Magnaporthales, Pyriculariaceae. The transcript has 3 exons. The record is from RefSeq and is a predicted model, not a curated record.